Argentina anserina (silverweed cinquefoil) is the source of this 2243-nucleotide messenger RNA. RefSeq names its product nudix hydrolase 26, chloroplastic-like. The transcript is spliced from 3 exons. Lineage: Eukaryota; Viridiplantae; Streptophyta; Magnoliopsida; Rosales; Rosaceae. Gene Ontology annotation, cellular component: chloroplast. Bases 424 to 861 code for a protein of 145 amino acids. The record is from RefSeq and is a predicted model, not a curated record. Gene Ontology annotation, molecular function: bis(5'-adenosyl)-pentaphosphatase activity; guanosine-3',5'-bis(diphosphate) 3'-diphosphatase activity. Gene Ontology annotation, biological process: ribose phosphate metabolic process; nucleoside phosphate metabolic process.
CGUUCAUAUUCGCUUUCGUAAUUCUGUCUGGUUUCAAUAUGCAUUGAUAGAUACAUAGUGUUUGAAACAUGUGUGCAUAUCAAAUGCACGAUAAGCUGUUCUGAUAAUGGGAACAUUACUGGCUGGUAGUGGUGGGGAUCAGGCGGUAUGAAUACGAUUUAAAAGAUACAUCUUUUCAAUAGGGCUUGCGCUAAUUAGGAGUUCGGAGAUGCGUCUCCUGAAUUGAAUGGAUAGUUACCCGCAUUAUCUCCCACCUUUAUCAAAUCUUAUCAAGCCUGCUAUUGACCUAUUGUGUUGUCAUCCUCUUCAAGCUGCCGUCCUUGACUAGCUAAGUUGGCACAGCUGUCACUCAUUUACUCAAAUCCAACUACUAAUACUAGAGUGAGCUGUGCCGCCUCCUAUUCCUCAUCAGCAUCCUCGUCAAUGGAAUCCCCUCCCAAUGGUUAUAGAAGGAAUGUUGGUAUCUGCCUCAUAAAUGAUUCGAAGAAGAUUUUUGCUGCUAUGAGGUUGGAUAUACCUGAUUCUUGGCAAAUGCCACAGGGUGGCAUUGAUGAGGGUGAAGAUCCAAGAAAUGCAGCCAUCAGGGAAUUGAGAGAAGAGACAGGAGUUCAGUCAGCAGAUAUUCUUACAGAGACACCUCAUUGGUUGACCUAUGAUUUCCCACCAGAAGUUAGGGCAAAACUUCAGAGACUGUGGGGAUCAGAUUGGAAGGGUCAAGCACAGAAGUGGUUUCUUUUUAAGUUCACUGGGAAGGAUGAAGAAGUCAAUCUUCUAGGUGAUGGCAGUGAAAAACCUGAGUUUGGCGAGUGGUCAUGGAUAUCACCAGAACAAGUAGUUGAUCUUGUGGGCUGUGGAUUUUAAGAAGCCUGUUUACAAGGAAGUUUUUGCAGUUUUCGCACCCUAUUUUCAAUAAACAUUAGGUUCUGCAAUAUCAGAAGGCUUGUUCCUACCGGAUAUGACAUUAUGACAUCCAUGUUACACACUUUGUGCAGAAAUUAAAUGGCGUACUCUUACUUUCAUUCAUUUUUUGGACUAGAAGUAUGCUUUUGUUUGGUUUAAAUCACAUUUUCUCUACAUAUAUUUUACUUGUGGAUGUUAUGCCCCUUUGAUAAUUGUUUGUCAUAUUAAUCAUGAUAAACCACUUUCUGCCUACUGCACUGAUCCUGUUUGUAUCUAAAUUCGAUUGAAUUUGACUCAUCAUACUAAACAUAAGCCCAUUGUCAUCAGAAUCUAAGAUUUGAUUUGAGUGAGUGUUAGGCAAUCUCUUGAUAUGUGUACAGUAAGUGGCUUGCGUCCAUGUUGCAAGUACUCUGACCGUUGGAGCAAGUUUCAUAAUGCAGACCACGCUGAUCUGUGGACUUGUUUCGGUAGAGUACAGGGGCUUUGCAUUACAAAGAUCAGGAACCACUACCCUUGUAAGCUUGUAUUCUGCAGCCAUAAUAUCAGAUAUUCAGACAUUGAAAUGCUCAUGGUCACCAGAUCUAAGAUAAGUAAAGUAACUACUGUUUUUUUUUCUGCAAGAAAUUAUGUGUUAUUCUCGUGUCUGGGUCUUUGUCAUAUAAUUGCGCGUGCAUCUUAUAGAAGAGUUAGCGCAGGGAACAGAAACCAAAGAAUAGGUUUCUCUUUCAGACUCAUGCAUGUCAACUUUUUAAUUUUAGCGUCUUCCUCCAGAUAAUGGGGCACUUGUUUCUCUGCAUUUCCCAAGGGGGUCGUAGACGACGCCAGUUGUGUGAGGGAGACCUGAGACCAAUACGAUGUAGAGGAAGUUCCGAGAUAGUAUCGAUCAGGAGAUCUGCCGGCCCUAAGCGAUUAUUGAUUUUCAGACACUUUGCGUUAUUGACCACCUUCAUGACCGGCUGAGCCGCCAUUCAAGGGCCUGAAGCGGCCAUCGUACCUCCUGAAGCUUAUCUAAUACUCUUCAACUCUUGAUGCAAUGCAUUGCAGAAUUACCAAUCAAAAUUAUGGUGCAUCAGCCUGUCAUAACAUUUCCCCACCACAGUAGAGAUAUGCAGAAACAUUCGACUGUCAUAUUUUCUUCCAUAGACUGCAAAAACAGUCAGAUUUACGUCUCAAGCAAACGUUAAGGUGAAACUUCUCUCAGUCAAUCAAGGGCAGUUUCAACUUCUACUAAUUGUGGGGUAGUUUUAGUUCAUCAACUGAUAAAACCAGUAAAUCACAAAUAGAAAACAUGCAGGAUGACAUUUUCAAUGUGCUGAUAACAAUUUCAUAGAUGAAAGUACAUA